AUGCAGGAUCGAUUUACAAAAUGGUUAGAAGCUCGCACACUGCGACGCGCGACCGCGAAAAACGUAGUAGAAAAACUUACGGGGGCAGUCAUAUUACAACACGGGUGUCCGGAAGAAAUACUGUCGGACAACGGCACCCAGCUGCGGUCAUCCCAACUCAAAGACCUACUUGCCGGAAACGGCAUCCGUCACCGCCUUACGCCGGCCUAUGCGCCCCACUGCAAUCCCGUCGAGAGAACCAACCGGGUCCUGAAAACAAUGAUCUCACAGUACGUCCGGCGAAAUCACCGCGCUUGGGACGAGCAUAUUGGUGAACUCCAAUUCGCAUACAAUACCGCAAAACAUGACGCCACCGGGUAUACACCGGCGUAUCUCAUGUACGGGCGCGAGCUUAGGCGGCCGACCGAGCCCCCCACCGAAACCGAACGGCCACGUCCUCACGCGCUGCAGAAACGACUCCGAGAAACACACGAAUUCGUACGCAUACAGAACGCGCGUGCCUUUCAGCGGCAGGAAAAAUAUUAUAACUUGCGCCGCCGCAAUUGGCAACCAAAACUAGGGGAAUGGGUAUGGAAGCACGACCACCCCCUCUCAAAGCGCGCCGAGGCCUUCAAUGCGAAAUUAGCCCCAAAAUUUAUCGGACCCUUAGAGGUCCGCCGCAUUAUCUCACCCGUAAUUGUCGACCUACGCAGUAAAGGGGGAAAAUGGUAUCGACACACACACGUACAGGACCUGAAGGCCACCGAUUCCCAUCGGCACUCCAGCGGUGGAGAUGAAAACACGGACGACGAACGUUAA
Monomorium pharaonis (pharaoh ant) is the source of this 798-nucleotide messenger RNA. RefSeq lists its product as uncharacterized. Gene Ontology annotation, molecular function: nucleic acid binding. Gene Ontology annotation, biological process: DNA integration. NCBI's taxonomy places the organism in Eukaryota, Metazoa, Arthropoda, Insecta, Hymenoptera, Formicidae. The record is from RefSeq and is a predicted model, not a curated record. The transcript has a single exon. Bases 1 to 798 code for a protein of 265 amino acids.